Molecule: messenger RNA, 1802 nt
Organism: Populus euphratica (Euphrates poplar)
Lineage: Eukaryota; Viridiplantae; Streptophyta; Magnoliopsida; Malpighiales; Salicaceae
Product: F-box protein CPR30-like
Exons: 2
Coding region: 462-1607 (381 amino acids)
Molecular function (GO): protein binding
Source: RefSeq, a predicted model, not a curated record
CUUCUGGCAGAUAAACACAAUUUGACCAUUAUGACAAGGCAGACUAGAGUUUCUUUACCCUUCGUUUUGCUUACUGCAUGCCACGUCAGAGUUGAGCAAUGACUGUCAUGAUUUUCAAAGUUGCCGGCUGGUUUUUAUUCUUAAUGAACAAGCUGAUCCUAAGUUCCAGCGACUGACACAAACCACCAUGCUUGGCUUUCGACUUCCUCCAAGGUAUUGGUUGUGCUUGCCGUUGCUAAAAAAUUCACAAUUUUGAAAGGUAUGGGGAGUUUUCUCUUCAAGACUGUAAGCUAUUAUUAUGCGUAUUUGCAAUUAACAGGGCUCUUGAGUAGUUACACUUGAUGCAAACUAAACAACCGUUGAUGAGCGUUACCCCUCCUUCCCAUUUGACCUGCUUACUUUCCUGUUUCUCUCUGCUGCCAAGAACAUAAAAAGCAAAGCAAAGCUAAGCAGAUCAAAAAAUGUCUGAUUAUUUGUCUGAAGAUUUGAUUCAAGAGAUCCUCUGCAAACUCCCCAUAAAAUCCCUGUUGCGAUGCACAAGUUUGUGCAAGUCGUGGAACUCCCUCAUAAAAAGCCCAACCUUCAUUUUUAAGCAUCUUCAACAUACAAUUUCAUCAACUGAUUGUCAAAAUCUUUUCCUACUUCGACUCUGUUCAAGGGGGAGAGAAGAGCAGUACUCUCUCCGUCUUGCUAACCAGGAUUUCAAUGAGCACAUGCGACUUCAUUUGCCAUUCAAGAGCUCCGAAUCAUAUUUUCAUGUCAUCGGUUCUUGCAAUGGCUUAAUUUGCCUUGCAAAUAUUUUCCAAAGUAUUAUGGUAUCCUUCAUUCUCUGGAAUCCAUUGAUACAAAAAUACGUGAUAGUCAAACCUAGAAUCCCGUUUCCUGUACACUCCUUUGUUGGAUUCGGCUAUGAUUCCCGCGCUAAUGACUACAAGUUGAUAAAUAUGGUCAGUUUUCGGAAGUCAAAGUUUCUCAGCGAAAAUUUCCCAGAAAUGGCGCUUUACUCACUUAAUGAAGGUUCAUGGAGGGGUAUUCCACGGACAGGACCAUUGAGAUAUAACACUUAUCAGCGUGUUUCAUCGGCAUUUCUGAAUGGAUCUGUUCAUUGGAUCGCUUAUCGGGCAGACCAACAUGAAGGGAUUUCCACUGUGGUUUUGGGGUUUGAUAUGAGUGAUGAGAUUUUUCUUGAGAUUGCAUUGCCUAGUUGUUUGGCUCAUGUGAGGCCCUCAUGUUUGCCCCUUAUGGUAUAUAAAGAAUCUUCCAUCUCUGUAUGCCCGGCUAGCCUUUUGUCUUCUGUUCAGUUCCACAUAUGGGUGAUGAAGGAGUAUGGUGUGGUGGAGUCAUGGACCAAACUGGUGUUGACUCUUGCUGGACAAGGGGAGGGUAUUCCCAGAGCACUGGGAAUUAGGAAGGAGGAACUUUUAAUGGAGAAGAGGAGUGGCUGGAUAGUUUCCGGUGACCUGGAGAGCCAGCAAGUUAGGGAUCUUCGAAUUUGGGGAGAACCUUCCCGUACCUUCAUUGGUUCCUAUUUGGAGAGCCUAGUUUUACUUGACAAAAGUAAUGCAACAAGCUAUGGAUAUAAUUCAAGUGGUUUGGAUGCAUAUUGAUGAUUGAACUGAUAAUGCGAAGCUAUACGUCAAUAGGAAGCAAGCCAAGCUGGAGGAACGAUACGGCUAGUGCUUUUACUUGAAUUUUCACCACAUACAUGCAUUAUAGACUGGUCUUGUGUAUUGGAAUUCAAUUGCUUGUUGUUGCUAUCUCUUACCUCAAAUAAGUUUCUUUUAUUAUAGAGAUUUUUUUUU